AUGGGAAAUAAGGCGGGUAAAUUGGCGAAGGAGAAGCUUCACCACCCCUCCUUUUUCUAUGAGGGCGUCAAGGCAGCUCAUGAAGGUCGCUACUGCACAUCAGAAAUUUACUUUGAAAAUGCGUUAGAAAGUCAUCCUGGGCGGGAAUUCUGGGUAAAAUUGCAUAAGGGGAUGAAUGUGGUCGACACCAUUGUAAAGCACGUUAAUGAAAAUGACUCGGAGGUCAACAAGACAAUCUGCACUGAGGAUACAACGUUAGAGUUGUUUUUGGAUGAGCGGGCAAAUCAUGUCCUGGACUAUAUUCGUCUUUCCAUGGAUAUCAUGCAUACCUAUCUAUCUUUGAGUCCUAAUAGAGUCAAUGGCGGUAUUGCGCUUGGCUACUGCAUGUCCAUCUGCCGAGGGACUCGCGAUCUGAACCAUCUUCUUACGAUUUGGGCGAGGGAGGCCGGCAAGUCAUUCAUGUCGCCUGAGAUGGUUGCGAACACCGUGAACCCCUUCAAAAAGGUCAUGAACGAGAAUAAAGGUGAAGAGUGCGUGGCGCUGUGCACAGUCGUGACCACCAUCUGCCUAUUUCAAUCCACCAUCCAACACUACUGGAUAUGUGCAUGCAUCAAUUAUUGCAUCCUCAGCCUACAGUUCGCGGAGCACUUGGAAGGGAGGUCACAGCUGAAGCAUAGAGGGAGGGUCUAUGCCAACGUCAUUGAUCUCGCGUCGGCCGCGAUGUACAAUCUCCAGGAGUUGAGCAAUCGGCUCGAGUACACCAACGCCGCGAAGGAUCUAAAAGCGCGCAUGCCAAAGGUCACUUUCACGCCGUUUUUAUCGGAGAACCUCACCUCGGAGAAUGGCCUACAUUAUCAGGCCACCGAGACCAACACGCGCUGCAGCAAGCAGAGCACCAGAGACGUGAAGCCGAGUAUUUUCACCACGAGCACCGUCACGCAGCCCUUCUUCUACCAGGGCAGGCGGGUUAAUGUUGAUAGCAAGCUCUCGCCGUACGUGCGUGAAGAUCCACCGAUUCGCCUUGUGGUGAAAACCCAGGUCUCGAGGGAAUCCCUCGCCCGCAUCCGGUCUGCGGGGAAGCGAGAUACCUAUUUUUACCUAGCGUGGUUCUUCAAGAGGUCCGUUUCCAUAGUACCUGGGCAUAGCUUACAUUUCUUGCGGAAGGAUUUGCCAUAUUACGUUGUCAAGCUUGAAAGCUUGUGCAAAAAGUCUACAAGAGGGCUUGGCUCGGUCGAAACCGAUAUGACAAGCAUUAUCAUCGAUCGGGAUCUUAACUCCCCCUCGGACUUCUUCCAAGGAGUUCGUCUCAAAUUGAAUUCGGACGAAGAUGAAGGGGUUAAGGACAAGGCGACCGAAAAUGAGACUGGGGGCAAUGAAAACCAUUUGAUAGCCAUGGAAGUCUGUGAGACCGUCAACACGGAUGACAGGGGCGCUCAGGACGAGGUGAAAACCAAUCUCCAAAACUACGAAAAUGUAUAUCUUAACUUUAAGGAUGACACCACACUGCGUCUCUUGACUAUCGAAGAGGCUUUCCUCACGCAAUCAAUUUUUGCUUUCAUAAAGGCGAAGAUCCUGAAAAGGAAGAAAUACUUUGAGGAUGCCGAACGAUUAAAUGAAUUUGUGAGGAGCACUUCGGCUAACUUCUACGGUACCAGUUCUCAUGAGGUAGAAUUUCUAUUUAAUAUUGAAAGUUAUAUUAACAUUUAA
Molecule: messenger RNA, 1707 nt
Organism: Phytomonas sp. EM1
Lineage: Eukaryota; Euglenozoa; Kinetoplastea; Trypanosomatida; Trypanosomatidae
Source: the annotation of a GenBank genome assembly